AUGCAACCGCUCAAUCCGUAUCUGCGCGCCUUCUUCCGAAGCGCGCUGCCAGCGCAGUGCCAGCCCAUCAGCCACCACGUCCUCCUCGUGCCCACGACCGAUGUCCUCCUGAACGCGAAAGACCGCGACAGCAACGCCGCCUACGCUGAGCUCGCUGGGACGGAGGAGUUCUUGGCCUCACACGUCGUUCGAGUGCCCAAUGGAGUUCCACCCGGCGGCGCAGCAUGGUCUAGGGAGGGCGGCGGCGCGAGCGCGCGCGAGAUCAAGGCAAAAGCAAAGCAGUAUAGCACAAUCAACGGGCGCACCGUCGUCAUCAAGGACUCUUUCGUGUACAGCAAUAAGGGCUUUAAAACGUUAAACCAGGCGCAGCUGUUGAGCGACACUGUCUACUUUCCCGAUGCUGCCGAUGGCCAGCAAUGGCUGGUGUACUACAUCUCGCGGCCACUUGUCGGCAGCUACUUGGCCACUCCCAUUGUCCCAGCUGUCAUCAGCGACGAGCCAAGUAGAGAGCGCAAGAGAGUGCUGGCCGAAGCUGCAGGAGAGGUCAUGGCUGGAGGGCAGAGCGCCAUGGUCAAGAGGACGGAAGUGAAGAGCUUUGGCCACCUAUUGACGUCCUUCCCUAUGAUCAGUCGGCAAAUGCAGACAGGUCUGGAAAAGAUCAUAAGGGAAUUCAUCGCGGCCAAUGAUAAACCUUUGCCCAAGCCUCGGAGCAGGUCGAGUUCAAUCAGCUCAGGUACUUCUGCACCCUCCCUGAGCGACUCAGUAGGAUCCAUCAAAUCUGGCAUAUCUGCGGCCGACACGGUACAUCCGACAAGCUUGGAGCUGGAGCCGGAAGAGCAGACCCUUCGAACCUCUUUGGAAACCGCGAUUGUCUCCGCUAUAGAUUUAUUCCAGAAUGUUGACAAAGCACAGCUUUCUUUGCUCGGCGCUAACACUGAACUGACUGGUCCUGUGGUGGAACGUAUGAUUGAGCGAUACAUUACUGAGCAGGUCCAUGACCAAUCCUUGUUCCCACGCGUAUGUGCGAUUCGAAGACCGGAUGACUCCGACCUGGAAUCGAAGAUUCGCAAGAUGUCGGACAUCGAUAUUGCUCAAGUCGGGAUCCCCAUCGAGGACGGCAUGCUAGGCAAACGAGCACUUGCUACCAGGCUGAAUAAUGGCAUCCUCACCUUCAGGAAGAUGGGUGUAGCAAGCAGUCCUGAGGAAAUGCUGGACAUUCUCCUCGACACCCAAAAGGCCAUCACCGCAGUGGAGACGACCGACGGCAUUGUCGGUCUGACUGGAGAAAGCCCAUCCAUCACGGCUAUGACUAUCAAUGCAGAUGUUCUGGUGUCGAUGCUUCUCAUUGUGGUCAUCCGCAGCGGCGUUAGGCACUUAUACUCUCGACUCCUCUACAUGCGUUACUUCAUUUUCAUUGACGAAGUCGAAAGUGGAGAGCAAGGCUAUGCGCUCGCCACUCUCGAAGCCGUUCUUGCCCACUUAUCAAACAGCUCUAGCGCUUUGAGGAGAGCGAGCAAGCGCAAUCGACUAUUGUGGCAAGCAGCGAAACUGGGUGAUACGCAGGCAUUGAGGGCCAUUUUGGACCCUGUUCUCUACGCAAGCGAAGGAUCUGCCGUGGCAGAAUCUCCAAUCGACUUCGACUCUGCCUCUUCUGACGACGACAUGUCUGAAAGCGGCACGUUUGAUGGCACUGCCACAACUAGUCUCAGACAACGCAAGACUGCUUCUACCGAUUUCGCGGCGGUCAAUGGCUCUUUAAGCCACGUAUUUCCUUUCCAGCGUCCGCCAACUCCGCCUCCAGAGCAAGCAGAGCGUCGACCUCAAAAGCAUGUAUCUAUGGCGUCGCUGCCUCGAAGCCACUCGGCUUCAUCUGGCUACUCCUCGAGAUCUCAUUCUCGCCAGAAGAGUAUUGACUCCGACACAAGCGCAGGACAUGGCAUUGGAGGCGAUCUGUCGACGGACAAGCUUGCCCAAACACAAGAUGGCAAUGGCAAUUCUGUGCUCAUGAUGACGAUUGAUGCCGGGAAGCAUGAUGCCUUGAAGUUCCUCCUCGGUAUGCCGGCGCAUUUUCGUGCUUCAUUUGUACUCAACGACGUCAAUGACGAGGGCACAACUUUGUUAAGCGCCGCAGUGCAGUCCGGAAAUCGACACAUCACUGAUGAGAUCAUCAAUUUCCUGGAGAACAAUGCAGGCGAGGACGAACUGCAACGCUACAUCGAACUUCAGGAUACCAAGGGUCGCUGCUUCGCGCACUACCUCUUCCAUCUGCCCCAUCUGAUACACCGCUUCGGCCAAAAGCUGCCAUGGCGAUUGAAAGACAGGAACGGACAGACACCUCUUUUUGCGCUUUGUAGGUCCUACGAUCAUGAUCAAUAUCACACUAUGGUCGAAGCAGCUCUGAAACUCGCGACCGACACUCAAGGUGAUGGUGAUCCUCUCCAUCUUGAUGAUCACGUCGAUGCUAAGGGGAACACUUUAUUACACGUAACGAAUGAUGUGCAGAUUGCGCUUCGCUUAUUGCGUUAUUGCGACUCUGAUGUCAACGCCGCCAACGAUAAACGCUUCACGCCGCUCAUGGUUGCAAGCAAAUAUGGGCGAAUAGAUCUGGUAAGAACGUUGUUCGGCGACCCAAGGGUAGACAUGACGCUCAAAGACCUGCGCGGCUUGACUGCUGUCGAGCUAGCUAAGGACGAUGAUGUACGCAACCGGAUUGACGACCUCAUACUGUUAUCGACGCCAGCUGGCAAGGAUGGGCGAACCACGACAGUGGUGAGAUCCUUCUUUGUGGAGGACGCGACUGUGCGCCUGGUGCUGAAGUCCGGAGCUCCAAACCAAGUUGGCUCGAUCACGGUGACCACUUGCAGACGAUCUGUCGCCGAUUUCGAGAAUUUAUCGAAAUGGUUAUCGAUUGAAUGUCCGGCAAGCUGGUUGCCCACGCACUUCAAUCUUCCCUCGCCGUUUCUAAUCCCAUCGAAGCCUUCAAGAACCGUACUCAGAGACAUUCAGCUGAGGCUCGACAACUUUCUACGAAAUCUCCUUACUCACGGCACUUUCCGCCAACACGAGUUGGUCUGGGAAUUUUUCCUUGUACCAGACAUCGACUCAGGCAUGCUCGAAGAACGAUCGCAGCGGAAAGCGGAAGCGCGCGUGGAGAAUGUGAAAGACGACUUCGAGCCAAUUCAUGACACCGCAGAAGUAGAGAACUUCGUGGAACACGCUCGAGAACAAAUCCGUGGGGUGACACAGGCGGUCCGCAAGGUCAUACGCGAGACCAACAAGCAUCGCAUGCUAUACAGCGACUUUUCAGAGGCACAAGGUCUCUCCUCAUCGGCGUUAUCCACGAUCAACUUCCUCCCAAAGCCCUAUGUCAAUGCUUUCGAUCGCUACACCAGGACUUUAACCCCCAGUGAGGCCAAUCCGCUUGCCAGCCUUUAUUAUGCUUUGCACUCUAUACACUCCACGUCUACCGCCAUUCAAGUUGCAACCAACCGACCAGCUUAUUUGAUUGGGUCAAUGCAACAAGCUCAGCGUGCCAUCGAUCGCAGCAAAAAUAGUGUUUCCCGCUCGAAUCGAUGGACUCCAAACAUUGGGCUGUUUGAGGAGACAAAGAAGAACGUGGCUCUGGACGCGUGGGAGAAGGCGGCCAAAGCCAGGCAAGAAUUGGAAAGUCUGGGCUGUGAGUUAAGGUAUACUCAGCAAACCAUCGCACAGGAGCUGGCGGUCUGGCAGGACGAACAUAUCAAAGGCGGGAGACAGAGCCUAAGGAAGUUAGCGAAAGAGACGAUCGUGAGGGAAAGAGCAAAGAUGGAGAAUUUUAAGCGAGCUUUGAGAGAGGUCAGGACAGCUAGAGCAGGCUGAUAGGAUGAAAGUGUUGGAUUGAUGCGGCGCUGUGCUUCAGGCUGGAUGCUGAUACGAUCGAACCACGCCACUGUAAGGUAUCCAACCUGUUCUCGCAUGCUUUCCCUUGACAGCGUUUUUGUAAGUCGUGCAAAAGAACCCCAGACACCUCGCUAAACCCCAGGACGAAUGAAAUCUAGCUCUCCCUCG
Molecule: messenger RNA, 4047 nt
Organism: Pseudocercospora fijiensis CIRAD86
Lineage: Eukaryota; Fungi; Ascomycota; Dothideomycetes; Mycosphaerellales; Mycosphaerellaceae
Exons: 1
Coding region: 1-3858 (1285 amino acids)
Biological process (GO): early endosome to late endosome transport
Cellular component (GO): transport vesicle; plasma membrane; tubular endosome
Molecular function (GO): guanyl-nucleotide exchange factor activity; SNARE binding; phosphatidylinositol binding
Source: RefSeq, a predicted model, not a curated record